AGCUGAGGAACUCAGCAAAGCCUGCUUCAAACUUCUCAGCUGUUGACAGGCUUGACUUGCUGAGAACACUGGUUAAAUAUAGAACAAGCGAGCUGAGCUCAACAAAGUCAUUGCUGUAACAGUGUGUGAAGAGAGCAGAAGAGGGGAAAUACAAUCUGAGAACUAAACUGCCAAAGCCUAACACCACCUAGCAACAGUUUGAAAUUUUUUUAAAACAAAAGUCUGGGUGUGAGACAGACAGACAGCAUACCUCGUAUUUCUCCUGAUUGGGAUUUCUGUGAGGAGAAACUACGUUCCUCUUCUGCUCCCUACCCUAUUUUCUGCAUUACUUCAACUGCUGGUAGACCUAGAAGAGUGGGAAAAGCUUAUCUCCGUGGGUGCUUCUGCACUGGAUACUUUUCCAGGUCUUAAAUCUGCCUGGGUAGUGUGGAGCAAGCUGCUGUGAUCUACGAAGAACAAACUGACAUUGUAGGAUACGUUCCUUGGUUCCUGCUGCUGUCAGGUGGGGAUGAGAUCCCGAAACCAAGGUGGAGAAAGCUCUCCUAAUGGGCAUUUCCCCAGUUCUAAGCCCAUUGUCAGCAAUGCAGAGAAUGAAAACCUUCAGGAAGAUGCCAAGAAAAAGAACAAAUCUCAUCGAAAGGAAGAGGAGGUCAUAGUCUCAGGGACUGUAAAAAGACAGUUAAAGUCACCGGCACCUGGUGAACGAAAGAACAAGAAAUCCAUAGAACUUUCUAAAGAAGACUUAAUCCGGCUCCUCAGUAUAAUGGAAGGAGAACUGCAGGCUAGAGAAGAUGUCAUCCACAUGCUGAAGACAGAGAAAACCAAACCUGAAGUUUUAGAGGCCCACUAUGGAUCAGCAGCUCCAGAGAACGUGUUGCGAGUAUUGCAUAGGGAUGCCAUCCUUGCCCAAGAAAAAUCCGUAGGGGAAGAUGUCUAUGAGAAACCCAUUUCAGAGCUGGACAGACUGGAAGAAAAGCAGAAAGAGACAUAUCGACGCAUGUUGGAACAGCUCCUCUUGGCCGAGAAGUGCCAUCGGCGCACAGUUUAUGAGCUGGAAAAUGAGAAGCAUAAACAUACAGAUUACAUGAACAAGAGCGAUGACUUUACCAACCUCUUGGAGCAGGAGCGUGAAAGGUUAAAGAAGCUUCUCGAACAGGAAAAAAUCUAUCAAGCCCGCAAGGAGAAAGAACACACAAAGAGACUCAAUAAACUGAGAGACGAACUGGUCAAACUCAAGUCAUUUGCACUCAUGCUAGUGGAUGAGAGACAAAUGCAUAUUGAACAACUUGGUCAACAGAGUCAGAAAAUACAAGAUCUUGCUCAGAAACUAAAGGAGGAAGAAGAAAAGCUUAAAGUUAUUAGUUCAAAAACAAAAGAAGAUGGACAAAAAUUGAUGAAGUUAGAAGCAGAACUUGAACACAAGACAUUAUCAUUUUCUCAAGAGCAUGAGGAGAUGACCGCUAAACUGGGUAAUCAAGAGUCACAUAAUAGACAGCUGAGACUUAAGCUGGUUGGUUUGACUCGUAGAAUUGAGGAGCUAGAAGAAACUAACAAAAAUCUUCACAAGGCUGAGGAAGAGCUUCAGGAAUUAAGAGAUAAAAUAGCAAAAGGAGAAUGUGGAAACUCUAGUUUGAUGGCUGAAGUGGAAAAUCUACGCAAGCGUGUACUUGAGAUGGAAGGCAAAGAUGAGGAGAUCACAAAAACUGAAUCCCAGUGUAGAGAGCUGAAAAAGAAACUGCAAGAGGAAGAACAUCAUAGCAAAGAGCUGAAAUUUGAAGUGGAAAAGUUGCAGAAGAGAAUGUCAGAACUGGAGAAGCUGGAAGAGGCUUUUAGUAAAAGUAAGUCUGAAUGUACCCAGUUGCACUUAAAUCUGGAGAAAGAAAAGAAUUUAACCAAAGACUUAAUAAGUGAGUUGGACAUGGUGAAGAAUCGAGUGAAAGAUCUUGAAUCUUCAGAAAGUAAGUUGGAAAAAGCUGAACUAAGCUUAAAGGAGGACCUUACCAAGCUGAAGUCAUUUACUGUCAUGCUGGUGGAUGAAAGAAAAAAUAUGAUGGAAAAAAUAAAGCAGGAAGAAAGAAAAGUUGAAGGUCUGAACAAAAAUGUUAAGGUGGAACAAGGUAAAGUUAUGGAUGUGACUGAGAAAUUAAUAGACGAAAGUAAGAAACUUUUGAAACUGAAAACUGAAAUGGAGGGAAAAGUGUCCAGUUUAACAAAGGAAAGAGAUGAGUUAAUUGGAAAACUGAAAAGUGAAGAAGAAAAAUCCUCUGAACUGAGUUGUAGAGUUGAUUUGUUAAAGAAAAGAAUUGAUGGUAUAGAGGAAGUAGAAAGAGAAAUAGCAAGAGGUCGAGCCAGAAAAGGACAAGAACUUGCUUAUCAUGAGGACAACAAGAUUAAAGAACUAACCAUUGAAAUUGAAAGACUGAAAAAACGUCUUAAACAAUUGGAAGUGGUUGAAGGAGACUUGAUGAAGACAGAGGAUGAAUAUGAUCAGCUGGAGCAGAAAUUUAGGACUGAGCAGGACAAAGCUAACUUCCUUUCUCAACAACUGGAGGAAAUGAAGCUCCAGAUUGCCAAAAACAAAGCAAUUGAGAAGGGUGAAGUGGUGAGUCAGGAAGCAGAGUUGAGGCACAGGUUUAGGUUAGAAGAAGCUAAAAGCAGAGAUUUGAAAGCAGAAGUGCAAGCUCUUAAAGAAAAAAUUCAUGAGCUGAUGAACAAAGAAGACCAGCUUUCCCAGCUCCAAGUUGAUUAUUCCGUUCUUCAACAAAGAUUUAUGGAAGAAGAAGAUAAAAACAAAAAUAUGGGUCAGGAAGUCCUGAACUUAACAAAAGAGUUAGAGCUUUCUAAGCGUUACAGUCGUGUUCUUAGACCCAGCAUGAAUGGUAGAAGAAUGGUAGAUGUUCCUGUGACAUCUACUGGGGUGCAGACUGAUGCAGUAAGCAGUGAAGCAGCAGAAGAAGAAACCCCAGCUGUGUUUAUAAGGAAAUCCUUCCAAGAGGAAAAUCACAUCAUGAGUAAUCUGCGACAGGUAGGGCUGAAAAAACCCAUAGAGCGCUCAUCUGUGCUUGACAGGUAUCCCCCAGCAGCAAAUGAGCUUGCAAUGAGGAAAUCUUGGAUACCAUGGAUGAGAAAAAGAGAGAAUGUGUCCCAAGGAGCUCAUGAUAAAGGAGCCCGAACACAUGGUAGCCCAGGACAUCCUGGAGAGGUUGUCCUUUCCCCAAAGCAGGGGCAACCUCUUCAUAUUCGGGUGACUCCAGAUCAUGAGAAUAGUACAGCUACUCUGGAGAUAACUAGCCCAACAUCUGAGGAAUUCUUUUCAAGCACCACUGUCAUUCCAACCUUGGGAAAUCAGAAGCCACGGAUUACCAUCAUUCCCUCUCCAAAUGUGUCACAAAAAGGAAAAGGUGGCGAGAACUCAGUGGGCCCAGAGCGUGCUAUGUCACCUGUUACUAUAACUACAUUCUCCAGAGAAAAGUCUUCAGAUGGAGGGAGAGCUCCUUUCAUGGAAAGACCCAUGUCCCCAAUUCAGAUUAUGACAGUAUCUACAUCUGCAGCACCAUCAGAAAUCUCUCUCUCUCCAGAAUUGCAGGAUAUGACCAUGGGAAGGGCUGUUUUCAAAGUAACACCAGAAAAACAAACUGUCCCAACCCCAAUCCGGAAGUACAAUGCCAAUGCCAACAUUAUAACAACAGAGGACAACAAAAUUCACAUUCACUUAGGUUCUCAGUUUAAACGCUCCCCUGGUGCUGCUUCUGAGGGAGCUAGUCCUGUGAUAACGGUCAGACCAAUGAAUGUAGCAGCAGAAAAGGAGGUUAUGACUGGUACCGUCCUUCGUUCCCCUAGGAACCAUUUCUCCUCCAGGCCUGGAGCAAGCAAAGUGACAAGUACCAUAACUAUAACUCCAGUUACAACAUCAUCCACACGAGGAACACAAUCAGUGACAGGACAGGAUGGGUCAUCACAGAGACCUACACCCACCCGUAUUCCUGUGUCAAAAGGUAUGAAAGCAGGAAAGCCAGUAGUGGCAGCCCCAGGAACAGGAAAUGUGACAAAAUUCGAGCCUCGUGCCGAGACUCAGUCUAUGAAAAUAGAACUGAAGAAAUCUUCAGCCAACAGCUCUGCCUCCCUGGGCGGGGGGAAGGGCUGAGGGCAGUGGCUAAGGGGGUAUGUUGUGCAGGUUUUACUGCUACCAUGGAAAUCAACUCCCUGUCUGUUAGUUGCUGGUGUUUGCAUUUACUAAUUAAGUCCUGAAACUGUCACUUAACAUAACAAACUAAUAGGGGUGUGUGUGUGUGUGUGUGUGUGUCUUGACUUUAACAAUAUAAUUUUUUUUCUAUGCUGGGCUAAAAAGCUACUUGGAGGCUCGUAAUGUUUGCAGACAAUGAAAUCAGAUUGAGCAGCCUCACUUACACAUUGAUCUUAAUUCAGGCGUUAUUGAAUUUAUAGAUAGGGUGGGCCACUUCUUAAGAGAUUGUCUCAUGGGACCAUCUUCCAUCUCACUCACAAUUGCGUAGGCUACUUUCCCUCCUUUUUCAUGAUCAUUUAACAUUCCUGAGACAACUAUAGUAUUGCUUGCCUAGAGAAGUAAUGCUAGAAAAGCCAUGUAUUUUUAGGUCUCUUUUAAUGAAGUCUCAUAGCUAAAACAAAGAGGAAGAGCCAGCACCAUGUGACCAGCCAAAUCUCUAUGGAUCAGCAGUGAUUCACAGACCGCAGUUUGGAAAGCACUGACGUAAUUGAUUUUUUCUUACAGCCACAAUUUGGGCCUGAUCCAAAACCCCUGGAAGUCAAUGGAAUUACUUUCUUUGGGCUUGUCUAUACUUUUGGCUAGAUUAGCAUUGUUGUGAUCAAUGCAGCGGUGUCGAUUUAGUGGGUCUGGUGAAGACCCGCUAAGUCAAUGGCAGAGUGCUCUCCCAUCGACUCCUGUACUCCAGCUCCUCAAGAAGAGUAAGGUAAGUCAGCAGGAGAGCAUCUCCCAUCAGCACAGCAGGAUGUAGAUACUGCGAUAAGUGGAUCUAGUUUUGUCAACUUCAGUUAUGUUAUUCACGUAACUGAAGUAGUGUAACUUCGAUUGAUUUCCCGUGGUAGUGUAGACAAGGCCUUUGACUUCAGUUUACUUUGGAUCAGGCCCAUAAUCAGAAAGUGUGCUGUAGUUUGACAACAGCUGCCUAGAGUUCUUCUGUCUUAGAACAGUCCUUAAUACAGACAGUUAAUGGUGCAAAGUAAUUGAUGAAGAACUCUGCUCAGAUACAGAGGGUAGGGGACAGAGGGCUUUGCACCCAACUUACCCUGAAUUCCAGCGUGUUCCCUGAAGUCUGGUAUGUGUCUAUCUCAAAUAAAGAACCAGUUUACAGUGCUAUGGAGUACCAGUUUGUGUUUUGUUUUGUUCUGGUUAUACUGAAGUAUUUGCAUUUUUUCCAUUUGUGUUUUUUUUAGCAUGUUUUAAGGAAGUAUUUCAGCAUGGAAAUGGAUGUGGAUGUAAAUGAUUGAUGUCAUUAUUUUGUUUGAUAGCACCAUAAUUUCCCCAGAAAACUCAGUUUCCACACAAGUAAGAUACAAUAAAGGAACUCUGGGUUGAAGUAACUUGACGUGCUGUGUCUCAGCCAGAAGGUGCAUUUUAAAAAUAUAUAAUGAUUCAACCAUUUGAGUGAGCUAUUAAGAGUCCCACAACUGUGGGUGCCCUUGCUGGAGGAGAGAUGAGAAAGGAAGAUGACUCAUGCAGCAUGAAGAAUACAAGUGUAACGCAAAAUGAAUUUGAGGGUGAAUGUUAAGUGAAGAAGUUAAGUGGCUGAAGGAAGCAAAUGUAGUUAAUAGGAUGUACAGGAUCAAUGCAAUGAACCAAGGGAUUGGGUGAUUAGUUUCUCUUGUGAAGGAGAGGUUGAAAGAAGAGUCUGUCAGUGGAGGGCAACAAAAAGGUGGUAGAUUCAGGCAAUGUUUAUCCUUAAUCCACACUUAUGGCUGCUACCCUAUUAAAGAUCCUGAUAUUUUCGUUAGAGAGCUUACCCCAGCUUCACUAUCUUGAAGGCAUUCUUAUUCUUCUUUCAUGCACAUGUCCUUCUGAUGAACAUCAUAGAAGUAUUGAUUCUGAUUUUCACAGGUCUUCAAGCAUCUUCCAUUAACCUGCAUCUCUAAUUAACUUUGGAAAUGUAGGUGCUAGGACAUCUGAAAAACAGACUCAUGACUUUAUAUAUAUAUAAUUUUCCUAAUAGCAGAACCAAACUUGGAGCUUCUUCUUGGGAAUUUGUGAGUUACUGACCAGAAGUGCAUCACUGCUUCCAGCUAACUGUUAUGCCCAAUAAAUGCCCCAUACCUCAAUUUGUCAAUUAAUCAUUAGUGAGUUCUUAUUAUUUCUAAGUAUCAGAACUUUUUCAGCAGAAGUUCUAAACAUAAUAACAUGAAGCUAAAAGCUCAUUAUAACACUAAAUGCUGAGCUAAACCAAAUCUUCCACUUAGUUCAAAACAGUCAUUUUAAAUGCUGCAAAGUAGAUGAGCUCCCUAGUAAUGUGGUAUGAUACAGUAAUUAACUAUGGAUGGCUUAAGCCUUCUUUUUCAUAGCUUUUAAAAAGAAACUAGCUCUUCCUAACUUAAGUGAUGGUAUAUAUGGGACAAUAGUCUAAAUGUGCCUGCCUUUGAAAGCAUCAUCUGUUUUGGAUGGGAUUUGAGAGACUACUUUAUCUGAAGAAGAAACCAUCAGAUCAAACUAGAUAUCCAGUGCCACCACAGCACAGCUAGAAUUGGAGAGGCAAACUAGAAGUACCACUUGUGGAGUUAUCAGGACAUGUGAGAAGGAAUCCAGCAACCCCAGAUGAAACAGAAUUGACAAGUCAGACUAGUAUUUUGAGGAUUCAGUGGCAGAGCCCACUGCCAGGACCAGACCAGAGAAAAAUCUCUGAUCCACAGCCAACCUAGCAAAAGGUCAAGGAAUCAGAACCAGGCAAAAGGAUGUUUCUGAAACUAAUCUGAAAAAAAAAAAACCCACAAACAAACAAAAAGUAACAACUUGUGAAUAUUGGUAGGAAAAGACCCUGAAAACAUACUAAUCUUGUUUAAAUAUUAGCAAGAAGAGGGCAGGUCGCAAUUUACAAAGCUUCUCAAAAGGAAAGAAAGAUAAAGUGUAAGGGUUGAUGUAAGCCAAAGGGUAAUGUAAAUUAUUUACUAAGUAUUGAUAUAUAAGGGUUUAUUCUGAGGUUCACGGAAAUUAAAUAUUUUGUAUAAACUGGAGAAAACUGUGUGCCUAUAAGUACUUAUGGAUAUCUGUUUUAAGUUUAGUGUGCAUCUUUGGUUAAAAAAUUAGGUGAGUUCAGCAUUUUGUAAUAUGUUUU
This is a messenger RNA of Mauremys reevesii (Reeves's turtle), 7316 nucleotides long. It is a transcript of the gene FILIP1, whose product is annotated as filamin A interacting protein 1. The record is from RefSeq and is a predicted model, not a curated record. Lineage: Eukaryota; Metazoa; Chordata; Testudines; Geoemydidae. The transcript has 6 exons. Bases 509 to 4144 code for a protein of 1211 amino acids.